AUGAACCCCCUCCUCAUCAUCGGGAUCCUGCUCGGGCCCCUGCUUGGAGCUGCCUUGGGUAAGGGCACUGCCAGACACCUUCUGCUGGCCAGCUCCUCUGUGAGCCCAGGUCCAGCGGCGUCUUCUCUCCUGCCAGGAAACCGUAUGGGGUGCUAUGACUGCGGGGGAGGCCCCAGCAGCCCCUGCAAAGAGACUGUGACCACCUGUGGUGAGGGCAAGCACUGUGGCUUCCUGGAGCACAAACCCCAGCCAGGCCUGGGACAGAGCAAGCUGUCUGAAAAAUCCUCAGUGACCUUCACUCGUCACCACCCAGCCUGCGUGGCAGCCCAUCAUUGCAAUCAAGUGGAAACAGAGUUGGUGGGAGACAUGACUUACACAAACCAUAGGGACUGCUGUGUCGGAGACCUGUGCAACGGCGCAGUGGCGAGCACUGCAGCCCCAGCAUGCAUCCUGGCUGCUGCCUUCACUGCCUUGGCCUCGCUCCUGCCUGCACUGUGGAGAGGGCAGUUGGAGUAGGGGAAAGGGAGGGAGCAAGGGAAUGGAGAUGAGGUGAGAAGAUAAACACUCCUCCAUGAUCCAUUAA
Manis javanica (Malayan pangolin) is the source of this 583-nucleotide messenger RNA. Lineage: Eukaryota; Metazoa; Chordata; Mammalia; Pholidota; Manidae. The record is from RefSeq and is a predicted model, not a curated record.